Molecule: messenger RNA, 8597 nt
Organism: Xiphophorus couchianus (Monterrey platyfish)
Lineage: Eukaryota; Metazoa; Chordata; Actinopteri; Cyprinodontiformes; Poeciliidae
Exons: 1
Coding region: 1334-7237 (1967 amino acids)
Biological process (GO): DNA integration
Molecular function (GO): zinc ion binding; nucleic acid binding
Source: RefSeq, a predicted model, not a curated record
ACCCCUCAGGUUAUAUAUAUAUCACUCUUUUCUCCCACACUCCUUAAACAUUUUCUUAAAUACAAUGCAUUGUAGCUCUUUUCACCUUAAACAGUAGUAAUCACGUUUUCUUAACUUGGUUAAUGUUUUACACUCACAUAUUGUUAUUUACUACCGGCAGUAAAUGCAUCAGUUUUACUUGGCUCUACCUUACUGGUCAGUCAAGGGCAAAAUCAAGUUUAAGCAAUUUGAUUGGUUGUGAUGGACUGGGGUGAGGACGGUACUGGAGGUGUACGUGCCGCUGCUAAGCACAGUCAGUUGGCCGGCGGCCGUUCAUGGACGAGGUUGGAGCUGUGCCGCUGUGGACUAUUAUUUUUUUUUAUUGCUAACCUGUUGGAGCUACCAACUUUUCCUGAACGUUUUGCUUGGUUUUUCGAGCCACGGAUCCGGACCACACUCAACGUUUUGCUUGAAUUUUGGAGCUGCAGAUCCGAACCUCGCUCGUGAGCCGGAACGGACGGUGGGACCGAAGUUGGAGCGGUUUUAUUGCCGUUCGGCUAAAACUGGUAAUCCAUGGUGGGGUGAGUAACCCAUUCCUCGUGGUUGUUCUGGGAGCCGCCAUCAUUGGAACUGCUAUUCCGAGGACGAAUGCUAACAGAGUCUCCUCAGGCCUGCAACGUUUGAAAAGCCAACGGACUGCUUUAAUAACUCAAGAAACUGAAUAGUGUGGUUGAUGCCAACAGUAUUUGUAUUUCAUACAUUCAGCUUUAUUGUUUUUGUUUAUUGAAUACCACUUGUUCAAAGGGGUUGUUUUGAACAGUUCUGGUUCUGAGGCAGCACAGUUGCACUAAGUGUGCUUAAAAUCCUAUUACUAAUCUAUUGGGGUGGUAAUAUUGAGUGUAGCACUUCCUGCGAUUAAUAUCUAAUUAAUGGGUGGGAUACCUUCUGUGCUAUUGUUCCAUGGUGCUGAAAGUUAUCUGUGCUCUGUUAAUGUGCAUUGCCCUUGGUUUAUUACUGACCAGUACGGUUUAUUAAACUGGUACACAUUCAACUUUACCAUCUUCCUUCCUUAUUUUAGUAUAAGGUCACAGUCACACUGCAUUUAGAUCUUACUUAUAGCUAUCUUAGUCUUGCUCUUGUGCUCAGUUACGCACUCUAUUCACUACAUAUAUUGUUGCCAAUUAAUACAUUAUUUUCUCAUUGUGAGGUAGUUGAUAGAGUGUAGGUCAGAGAAUCUGGGCGCUGUUCAUCGGGGAAAACUAGAACAGUGGUUACAUAAAUGGAGGCACCGCUGGGAUAUUAGACCGAGUAACUGUCCUACAAUCAAGACUAGAAGAACUAUAAUCAUACCACAAUGGCCAACUCAUCCCUCCCACUCCCACCGUUAGAGCUUCAGACCUGGUGCAGCGAAUCAAAUGUAAAUCCAGCUUAUGCAGUUGUCAUGAGUGGAGUUCCCAUGGACACCAGUAUUGCGGAUGUGGAAGAGUUAAUGGAGACAGUUAAAGCCUUCGGCAGAGUACGUGUCCGAGCCCAAAAGUCUGUCCCUCAACUGAAAACUGACAUACUGCUGUGUGAGUGUCGCAAUCCAGUUGACCCUAGCAAAGCACCUCCAGAAAUAUUCCCCCACACGGGAGAAUCACCGUGGAAGCUAACUUUGCUUACUGAAACUGCUGAAGAACCAGAUGAGUUUGCCAUAAAACUAAAAAGACUGCUUGAAAGUGAAGGAAAAACAUUAGCAGAUAUUGAGCCCUUGCUUUCCCAAGAGUCAAAUCUGAAACAGGAGCACCCUUCAUCUAUUAUUCGGGCUGUUGGAGAACUGUUGGAAAAAGUGAGACCCCCACAGGAGAACAAUGCAUUUCGCCGACUACGAGUUUUCUCUGGAGUUACUCCCACCCCUGCUGGUGAAGAGACACUUGAGAAUUGGUUGGAGCAGGCACAAUUAAUGCUCGAUGAAUGUGAUUGUUCUGCCAAGGAGAAGCGGAAGAGGAUUGUUGAGAGUGUAAAGGGGCCAGCGCUUGAAAUAAUACAAGCUAUACGCUGCAAUGAUCCAGACACACCCCCUCAAAAAUUCUUGGAGGCAAUUGAAAAUGUAUUUGGCACCACAGAAUCAGGUGAAGACCUAUAUUUUGCCUUCAGAUCUAUGCAGCAAAACCCAAAUGAAAGACUUUCAGAUUUUGUUAGAAGGCUGGAGAAAGCUCUCACCAAGGCUGUUCAAAAGGGUGGUGUUCCUCCUGCCCUAAGAGACCGUGCACGAGCUGAGCAGCUGUUACGAGGUGCUGUUGAAUCUGACAUUAUGCUGUUGCAGCUGCGGCUAAAAGAAAGACUUCACAAUCCCCCAUCCUUCAUGGCACUGCUAAGUGAGGUACGUGCAGAUGAGGAUCAGAAAAUGCUAAGGCGGCAUACUACCAGUGUGCGACAAGUUGGCGCAGCAGACCUAAAGACACCAAAGCUCUCUGAAAUGGAUGCCCUCAAGGAUCAGAUAAAGGAGCUUCGAAGCCAAGUACAGCAGCUAACAGUAAAAGGACAAGAUAGCCCUCACCUAAUUGGAGGAGUGCCACAAGCUGUGGCUGCACGUUCUAAUCCUGAGAUGCAUGUGUUAAAAGAACAAGUUCUUAGUCUCCAACACCAGUUCAGCCAACAAGCUACACCACCCACGGCUCCUAUACCUCAGCCAAGGAACCAAAGAAAUUCUUGGCGUAAAGAUAGAGAACCCACAAAGUUUGCCAGAGAGGGUUCCAAUGUAUUUUGUUACCGUUGUGGCGAAGAUGGCCACAUUGCCACCAAUUGCACCUGUCCUGAAAACUCUUCCAAGGUCAUCCGAAAACUAAUUCAGUCAAUGCAAAAACUGCAACAAAGUCAAAAGAGAACCAGCUCACGGUCUUCAGAGCCAGAAAGAAAAGGUGGCCAAGUCACUGUGAGCCAAAUUGGUCCUCCCACACCCAACCAGAUACCUACAGGUCUCAUUGGGGCACCAACAGUAGGCCAAAUUAUUAUUGAAGGCCAGCCUUGUGAUGCCUUAAUGGACAGUGGCUCCACUGUUUCUAUUGUAUUUGAGGGUUGGUAUACCCAACACCUAUCCCACUUACCAUUACACCCCAUUUCGAGUCUAGACCUUUGGGGCCUUGGCCAGAACAGUUACCCCUAUAAAGGUUUUAUCGCUGCUCAAAUACAGUUUCCUGAGGAUAUUGUAAAAGGUGGGUCCCGGACAGUCUUGGCUUUAGUCUGUCCAGAACCGAAUGGUCCCGAACAGCAGCCAGUGAUUAUUGGCACAAAUGCACGGACUUUCAUUCAUGAGCCACAGUCCAAAAGGGCAUCAAAGAACAACAAGGUGGCACAAACUAUGCGGGUGUGCACACAGUCCAUCCAAAAGUCACCUGUGACCCCAAAUAGAGCAGCAGCUUUUGUGAAAUGGGUUGGACCUGGGCCUCUAACUAUACCCCCUGGUUCUGGACUUACAGCUACAUGUAAAGUGUCCUGCUCAGAAUCUUUGGAGGACAGCAUACUGGUGAUUGAGACACCUGUUACCAGAUCCCUUCCUGCAGGGGUGCUAAUGCCCUCAUGUGUGCUUUUGUCCAUGGACAUGGAUGCAGAACAAUUCCCUCUGUUCCUGAAAAAUGAAACGGCCAAACCCAAGUCCCUUCCUAAAGGCACGGUCAUAGCUCAUGUCCAUAAAGCUGACAUAGUCACCCAGAUACAGCCAAGCCAAGUACCCCACCAACGACUUGACCCGACAGUCUUCAAUUUUGGUGACUCCCCCAUUCCUGAAAACUGGAAAGUCCGACUAUCACAAAAGUUGGCUGAGCGACCUGAAGUUUUCUCUCUGACCGAAUGGGAUGUUGGACUUGCAAAAGGGGUUGAACACCACAUCCGACUAAAAGAUUCUAGACCAUUUCGAGAACGGGUAAGACGCCUGGCUCCUGCAGACAUUGAUGAUGUCCGUCGACACUUACAAGAGCUUCUUGCUGCUGGCAUAAUUAAAGAAUCUCGUUCACCAUACGCCUCCCCAAUUGUAAUCGCAAGAAAGAAAACUGGCAAAAUUCGAAUGUGCAUUGAUUACCGCACACUUAAUUCCAGAACCAUACCAGACCAAUACACACUUCCGAGAAUAGACGAUGCCUUGGCCUGCCUCACUGGGAGUCGCUGGUUCUCUGUGCUCGACCUUCGCAGUGGCUAUUACCAAAUUGAAAUGGCAGAAGAAGACAAAGAAAAAACUGCAUUCAUUUGCCCAUUGGGUUUCUACCAAUUCGAACGCAUGCCUCAAGGGAUCACAGGUGCCCCUGCGACAUUUCAGAGAUUAAUGGAGAAGGCAGUAGGCGAUAUGAAUCUCCUCCAGUGUCUAGUCUACCUCGAUGAUCUUAUUGUGUUUGGUCGUACUCUGGAAGAGCAUGAAGAGCGACUUCUGAAAGUGCUCGAUCGCCUGAGAGAACAAGGGUUAAAACUGUCCAUUGAUAAGUGCCAAUUUUGCCAACCCCAAGUCAAAUACGUUGGUCACAUCGUGUCUGCUGCUGGCGUCGCAACAGACCCUGAUAAGAUAAAGGCAGUGGCGAAUUGGGAACCUCCAGUAAACCUAAAAUCACUGCAGUCCUUUUUAGGGUUCUGCGGUUAUUACCGCAAGUUCAUCGCCAACUAUUCUGCCAUAGUCCGGCCCCUCACAGAUCUUACAAAGGGUUACCCACCAACACAAAAGAAACAAAGGAAAAAUGAGCGCAUUGUCACACCAUACUAUCACCCUUCUGAGUCAUUUGGAGAGCGAUGGACGCUAGAAUGCACUGAGGCGUUUCGAAAAAUUAUCCAGUGCCUCACUCAUGCCCCAGUCUUGGCCUUUGCGGACCCUACCAAGCCGUACAUCCUUCAUGUGGAUGCCAGUCUUGACGGGCUUGGAGCGGUCCUUAAUCAGGAACACUCUGAUGGCUUACGCCCUGUUGCAUUUGCUAGUCGCAAGUUGAGUCAGUCAGAGAGAAACUACCCUGUUCACCAACUAGAAUUCUUGGCGUUGAAGUGGGCAGUCGUGGAUAAGUUCCAUGAUUAUCUUUAUGGGGCCUGCUUUACUGUGAGGACAGACAAUAACCCCCUCACUUAUGUACUUACAACCGCCAAGUUGAAUGCAACUGGUCAUAGGUGGCUAGCCGCACUUACCACUUACGACUUUGACAUCCAAUACAAACCCGGCCGGGAUAAUGUGGAUGCUGAUUGGUUGUCCAGAAAUGCAAUCGGUGAUGAACUCGGUUGGAGAGUAAUACCCCCCUCUGGAGUUAAAGCUCUUUUCCACCCUGUGGACAGUACCAAGUCCUCAGAGCACCCAGAACGGCUUAUUGACCAACUGGGGGCCACACCGAGUUCUGUUCCUGAUGCAUAUGCUUGUUUUACUCACCUGCAGUUAAGUCCUCUGGAGAGACUAAGCAAACUGGACCUGGCCAAAGCACAAGACCUAGAUCCUGUAAUAGGUCCUGCCAAGAAAGCAGUCCAGGAUGCGGUCUGGCCCUCCAACAGACAUCCUGACUUAUUGCUUCUACAAAAGGAAAGUUCAAAACUCCUGAUGAAAGAUGGCCUGUUGCAUCGAAAAGUUUCCAGGCCUGCCGGCCUCCAGAACUUACAACUCGUUCUCCCAAUUCAGUUCAGACCACAAGUACUCAGGGCUCUUCAUGAUGAGUCAGGGCACCUUGGAGUUGAUCGCACAGUUGAGUUACUGAGAGACAGAUUUUUCUGGCCCAAGAUGGUCUCCGAUGUGACAGACUACAUCAAGAAUUGUGGCAGGUGUGUUGCCCGCAAGACCCUACCUCGACGGGCUGCACCAUUACACCAAAUCACAAGCAGUGGCCCUCUCGACCUAGUCUGCAUAGAUUUUUUAUCUAUUGAGCCUGAUUCGAAGGGAGUGGCCAAUGUUCUCGUUGUUACAGACCAUUUCACCCGAUACGCCCAGGCCUACAUCAGCAAAGAUCAAAAAGCCUCAACCGUUGCCAAGAUUUUGGUUGAAAAGUUCUUUGUUCACUACGGGCUGCCUGCAAGGAUUCACUCUGAUCAGGGGCGUGAUUUUGAGAGCCGGUUAAUCAAAGAACUUCUACAAAUGUUGGGCAUAAAGAAGUCUAGGACAACUCCUUAUCAUCCCCAGGGUGACCCACAACCAGAGCGUUUUAACCGCACACUCCUAUCUAUGCUGGGCACGCUCAAUCCCUCUCAAAAGCAAAAGUGGAGUCAACAUAUCAGUUUGCUGGUUCACGCUUACAAUUGUACGCGGAACGACGCUACCAGUUACUCACCAUACUACCUUAUGUUUGGUCGUGAGGCUCGUCUGCCAGUUGACCUAUGCUUUGGUACGUCUCCAGAUGGCACAGACCACCAAAGUUACCUUCAGUAUGUUGAAAAGCUAAGAGCAGAGUUGCAAAAGGCUUACACACUGGCACAAGAAGUUGCAGACAAGAACCACCAGCGCAACAAAAGAUACUAUGACACAAGAGUAAGAAAUCAAGUUCUAGGACCAGGAGACAGAGUACUUAUUCGAGCUACAGGUGUACCUGGCAAGAAUAAACUUGGAGACAAGUGGAGCUCAAGCCCCUAUAUAGUGGUUGAAAAAUUGCCAAGCCUGCCGGUUUACAAGGUAAAGCCAGAAAGGGGCAGAGUCAUUGUCAAAACCUUGCAUCGUGACCAUCUCCUACCUAUUGGACACCUGGUUCGGUUUCCUGUUGAUCAUGAAAAGAAACCAGAGUGCCACCGACCAGAAACAAGGUCCUCAGCAGAGACCAAGACGAACAGACCUGAUGACAGUGCAAUGCAAAGAACUGACAAGGAGAUCAUGUCUGAGACGGAGGAAGAUGAUCUGUGGUACCUAUCCACUGCUCAAAGAGAGUCUGUUUCCCAAGCACUAGAUCUCCUUGCAGAUCACUUCAACCGCAGAGAGUCUGCUGUCACUGCAGACCCAACACUAACUUCAAACAGUGCUUGUCCAACAGAGCCUAUGAGUGCUAUUACUGUCUCAGAGGCUGAGGAGGAACCAGAGGUUAGGCAGCUGCCUGACGACCCUGUGGCGGACACAGGUCUAGCUGGGGGAGCGCUCCCUUUGGCUAGUCAGUCUGAAAGCAGUGCAGAGCCCCUCAGUGAUCAUCAGUCACGUCGAGAGAUUAAGCCAGUCAUUCGGCUCAGUUAUGACAAGCCUGGACAUUCCAUCGACAAGCCAUUUGUGAUAGUACACCGAGGAGUGAGAAUCACCAUUGGAAGAAGGAGCCAUGCCCCUGUGUUCCAGUGUGUGCCUCCUGUAGUUUAGCUGGGGUUUUCUGACAAGUAAUUUAGCCACCUAAGGGUAAAUUGAUUUGUUCUGCAUAGAUAGUCCGAUGAGGGCAUCUGGACUUUUAGAAGGGGGAGGAUGUAACCCCUCAGGUUAUAUAUAUAUCACUCUUUUCUCCCACACUCCUUAAACAUUUUCUUAAAUACAAUGCAUUGUAGCUCUUUUCACCUUAAACAGUAGUAAUCACGUUUUCUUAACUUGGUUAAUGUUUUACACUCACAUAUUGUUAUUUACUACCGGCAGUAAAUGCAUCAGUUUUACUUGGCUCUACCUUACUGGUCAGUCAAGGGCAAAAUCAAGUUUAAGCAAUUUGAUUGGUUGUGAUGGACUGGGGUGAGGACGGUACUGGAGGUGUACGUGCCGCUGCUACGCACAGUCAGUUGGCCGGCGGCCGUUCAUGGACGAGGUUGGAGCUGUGCCGCUGUGGACUAUUAUUUUUUUUUAUUGCUAACCUGUUGGAGCUACCAACUUUUCCUGAACGUUUUGCUUGGUUUUUCGAGCCACGGAUCCGGACCACACUCAACGUUUUGCUUGAAUUUUGGAGCUGCAGAUCCGAACCUCGCUCGUGAGCCGGAACGGACGGUGGGACCGAAGUUGGAGCGGUUUUAUUGCUGUUCGGCUAAAACUGGUAAUCCAUGGUGGGGUGAGUAACCCAUUCCUCGUGGUUGUUCUGGGAGCCGCCAUCAUUGGAACUGCUAUUCCGAGGACGAAUGCUAACAGAGUCUCCUCAGGCCUGCAACGUUUGAAAAGCCAACGGACUGCUUUAAUAACUCAAGAAACUGAAUAGUGUGGUUGAUGCCAACAGUAUUUGUAUUUCAUACAUUCAGCUUUAUUGUUUUUGUUUAUUGAAUACCACUUGUUCAAAGGGGUUGUUUUGAACAGUUCUGGUUCUGAGGCAGCACAGUUGCACUAAGUGUGCUUAAAAUCCUAUUACUAAUCUAUUGGGGUGGUAAUAUUGAGUGUAGCACUUCCUGCGAUUAAUAUCUAAUUAAUGGGUGGGAUACCUUCUGUGCUAUUGUUCCAUGGUGCUGAAAGUUAUCUGUGCUCUGUUAAUGUGCAUUGCCCUUGGUUUAUUACUGACCAGUACGGUUUAUUAAACUGGUACACAUUCAACUUUACCAUCUUCCUUCCUUAUUUUAGUAUAAGGUCACAGUCACACUGCAUUUAGAUCUUACUUAUAGCUAUCUUAGUCUUGCUCUUGUGCUCAGUUACGCACUCUAUUCACUACAUAUAUUGUUGCCAAUUAAUACAUUAUUUUCUCAUUGUGAGGUAGUUGAUAGAGUGUAGGUCAGAGAAUCUGGGCGCUGUUCAUCGGGGAAAACUAGAACAGUGGUUACAU